Helianthus annuus (common sunflower) is the source of this 2388-nucleotide messenger RNA. RefSeq names its product glutamic acid-rich protein-like. Lineage: Eukaryota; Viridiplantae; Streptophyta; Magnoliopsida; Asterales; Asteraceae. The coding region runs from base 1 to 2388 and encodes 795 amino acids. The transcript is spliced from 2 exons. The record is from RefSeq and is a predicted model, not a curated record.
AUGCCGUUCGAAGAGAUCUUAAAGUUUAUCGAAGAUAGCAUAAUACACAAAGCACUGACAGAUCAACACAAAUGUUACGAGUCACAUGUGAGGGCAUUCUGGAACUCAUCACAUUAUGAAGAAACCGACAAAGCGAUACAUUCUGCAGUAAAAAUUAAGGACGAGAACGGGAAAUAUAUAGAUGUGGCAGUUAAAUUCACAGUUGGCGAUAUUCGAAGGGUUUUGGAUUUUAAAGAUAAAGACGAAGAUCUAAUAAUUAUUACCGAAAGAUUGUGCGAAGGUUUAUGGAUGAGAAUGGGCUACACAGGGUUUGUAAACGACCAAGCUUACACAAAGUCAAAGUUGUCAAAGCCCUACAAGUUCUUUGUUCACUCAGUUAUUCACGCAUUAGGGCACAUAAAGGGAGCUUAUGAUGAAUCGGUAGAUUACAUUAUGAACAUAAUCACGUGUUUAAUUCUGAACAGACCAUAUAACAUAUCACAAGUGAUCUUCAAUCAUAUGUUGGAUAACAUCAAAGGUGAAUGUUUCUUGCAAUGUCCAAGGUUUGUGCAUAUGUUAUUAAACGAUCAGAUUCCAAACUUGCUGAAGGUUGAUGGUGACGAGCUGAAGUUAAUUCAUAUGGAUAACGAGACCUUGAAGAGGUUAGAUGUUUAUAGAGGAAUUGAAGAAGGAAAAGAACCAAAGUUUAGAAAGAAGUUUGCUGCGAUAGAGAAAGCAGAUUAUCAGGCCCUAGAAGAUGAUAAAUGGAGGCAUGAUAACAGUGGUUCUGAUGAUGAAACAAAGAAGAUGGAGCAGUUUGUGCCUAAGAAGACUAGGUGGUGGGUGAAGAAAGAUGAGAAGCAGAAAAAGGAAACUCCAACUCCACGAACACCAAAAGCUGUAACACCUAAAGCUGCACCAAAGAAGAAGAAAUCACCUCCACAUCUUGUUGAUGAACCUGAUGCUAAUGUUGAAGCUGCAGCAGGUGGUGAGAAAAGCGGCAAAAACAUUGAGGCUAUGAAAGAGACGUUAGUUAAAGGUGAGGUGCAUUCAGAUUCAAGUGAAACUGAAAGUGACAUAGAGGUUACAAAGAUGGCACCAACAUCGUAUGUUAGCGGGAAAUUCAGAAUGAAAGGUCCUUCCAGAAAGAAGAAAGGUUCUGAUGAAGGAGAUGCUACUUACGAGCCUUCAGCUUCUGAGAAAGAAAAGUUAAAGAAGACUAAAGGUUUAAGGAAGCAUAAAGCUCAGCCAACAGGUGAUGUUUUGAGAAAGCAGAAAGCUAGAAAGAUUACAACUUCUAAUCCUGAACAGAUUCCGGAAGUUGAAAGGGUUGAAAAUGUUGAAGUGGAGAUUCCUGUCCAAAGCGAAUUCAGAAUGGCUACACCUCCAGCUUCUCCAACUCCAGAAUCAAUUCCAGUUCAAGUAGAAGUUCAUGUUACAACACCUGAGCAACCUGCAAAGACUGUUGAAGAACCGAGAUCUACUACAAAGAAAAUUCCAACUCCCAGGCAAGAAGGUUCAAGUUCAGGUUUUCCAAAAGUUCCAUCAAACCUUGAUGCUGCUCCAAUAGGGUUAGAAGACUUUGGAGAUUUCUUUAAUGAUGCAAAAGUCAAUGAAUUGUCAAAGAAAGUUGCAGUGUUGGAGAAAUCAAAAGUAGAAACUGAGGAGAAUUUGAAGCAGGUUGAAGCAGAAAAUGUCGUUCUCAAGAAUGAGAUACUAGCUAUGCAAGAUCAGAUUGAAGAUGUCAAAGCUGGUAACAAUGCAUUAAAUGAAGCAAUUGAUGAGCUGCUAGUUGAGAAUUGUGAUUUGAAUGAGGCAAACACGACAAUAAGCAAUGCCAAUGAGAUAUUGCAAAAGGAGAUAAAAGAUCUGAAAGUUAAAGAUGAGAACAAGUCAAAGCAGAUAGAAAUGUUGUAUGUUGUGAUAGAAGACAAACUUGGCAUCAAUGUUCAUGCGGCUUUCGAUGAGAUUGAAAUCCGAAUAGCUGAGGCUCGGAGGAUGGAGAAAGAGCAGAAAGAUGCUGAAGAAACCGUCGAAGCUUUAAAGGAUAAAGGAAAGGGUGUUGUAGUUGAUACUGAAGAAAUUCUUGGAUCAUCUAGUCAACAAGAGCAACCACAACUAGAUGCUGAAGUUAAUGUUGCAAAUGUUGCGGUUAAUGUUGCAGAUGUUGAAAGAGCUAUCGUUCUUGCACAACAGUUUAUACGUGUAGGUGAGACGAUAGAUGUUCCUUACAAUGAAGAAGAAACAAAGAGGCGUGAUGAGAUAAAACGUCAAAAAGAAAAGAAAAAGGAUAUGAAAGUUGACGAAGAGGAUGAAGAAGAUGAUGAAAAGGAUAAAGAGUCAGAAGAUUGGUUUGAUGAUAUUGAUAAUUAUCAUGGUGAUGAUGAUAAUGAUGAUGAUGACGAUUAG